AUGUCUGACGUUGCACGACUUCUUCCGCUCGCUUCCUGGGGUUUGGAGGUCAUGCCCAAGAAGCUGACCCCACCCAUUACCGCCGACUUCCCCGUCACUGUGCGCAUCACCAUGGCUGCCAUUGACUACAAUUCGCCCGUUGACAACAAGAAGAAUCCCUCGGUUUUGCGACUGGUUCGCUUGCCUAGUGGUGCUAGCGAGUCUAGCGAAGAUGAAGAGGACGAGGAUGAAGAAGAAGACGAGGAAAUGGACGAGGAAGAUGAGACAGCUGUCAUGGCCAACACCGUCGUUUGCACCCUUUCUCCCACCACUCAGUUCCAGCAGGUUCUUGAUCUUGUUAUUACUCCCGCUGAGGAUGUUGCUUUUGAGGUUAUUGGCUCGUAUCCCGUUCACCUCACCGGCAACUUCUUGGAUCAUCCCUACGACAACGACAGCGAUGAUUACGACGAGGACGACGAGUUUGAUGAGGACGAGGACGACCUCGAUGAGGACGAGCUUGAUGACGAGGAGAUCGAUGAUGAGGACCUCCGCCGCCGCAUCAAUGAGCUCAUCGACGAUGAUGCCGAAGAAUCCGAGGAAGAAGAAGAAGAGGAGGAGGAAGAGGAGGAAGAGGAGUCUGAACCCGAGCCCGAGCCCAAGCCUGCAAAGUUGACCAACAAGCAGAAGAAGCAGCAAAAGCGUGCUGCUGAGGAAGAGGCUGCUGCCGCUCAGAAGAAAGCCAAGAAGGCUGACGACAAGAAGGUCGAGUUCUCCAAGUCUCUUGAAAAGGGGCCCGAGGCCACCGAGGCCAAGUUCCCCACCAGAAAGCUUGAGGGCGGUGUAGUUAUUGAGGACCGCACUGUUGGCGAGGGCCCCAAGGCUAAGAAGGGCCAGACCAUUGGUAUGCGUUACAUUGGCAAGCUCAAGAACGGCAAGAUCUUCGACAAGAAUGUCAGCGGCAAGCCCUUCUACUUUACUCUUGGCAAGGGCGAGGUCAUUAAGGGCUGGGACGUCGGUAUUGUUGGCAUGGGUGUCAAGGGCGAGCGCCGUAUCAUCAUCCCUCCUGCUAUGGCCUAUGGCAGACAGUCUUUGCCUGGCAUUCCCGCUAACUCAGAGCUUAUCUUUGAUGUCAAGCUUGUAAACAUUAAAUAA
Wickerhamiella sorbophila is the source of this 1131-nucleotide messenger RNA. RefSeq lists its product as hypothetical. The record is from RefSeq and is a predicted model, not a curated record. NCBI's taxonomy places the organism in Eukaryota, Fungi, Ascomycota, Dipodascomycetes, Dipodascales, Trichomonascaceae. The transcript has a single exon. Gene Ontology annotation, molecular function: macrolide binding; peptidyl-prolyl cis-trans isomerase activity. Gene Ontology annotation, cellular component: nucleolus; chromatin. Bases 1 to 1131 code for a protein of 376 amino acids.